GACCCCAGGAGCAGGACAGCGGAAGCCCUAUCCCGGAAGCGGCGUGCGAGACGUCAUCAGAACAUGGCGGCCUGAGGCAAAGGCGCUCCUUCCUUUCCCCUCCGCAGAUCAGAACAAAGAGGCUGCAGCUGCUUAUCAAAAUGCAGUAUUCCCAUCACUGUGAGCACCUUCUAGAGAGACUGAACAAGCAGCGAGAAGCUGGCUUCCUGUGUGACUGCACGGUGGUGAUUGGGGAAUGCCAGUUCAAGGCACACAGGAACGUGCUGGCCUCCUUCAGCGAGUACUUUGGUGCAUUUUACAGAGAUGCAUCUGACAACAACGUCGUGUUGGACCAGACUCAAGUGAAAGCUGAUGGAUUCCAAAAACUCCUGGAGUUUAUUUAUACAGGAAACUUAAACCUUGACAGCUGGAAUGUAAAAGAAAUCCACCAGGCUGCUGACUAUCUCAAAGUAGAAGAAGUGGUCACGAAAUGCAAAAUCAAGAUGGAAGACUUUGCUUUUAUUGCUAAUCCCUCUUCCACAGAGACAUCCAGCAUCACUGGGAACGUUGAACUGAACCAGCAGACUUGCCUUCUGACUCUCCGAGAUUACAACAGCCGGGAGAAAGCAGACACUGCUGCUGCAGAGCUGGUUCAACCACAGGCAAAGAGAGCAGCUCUAGAAAAGAAAUCUCCUCAGCCAAAGAAGCGAAAGAAGAACUUCAGCUCCCCCAAAAGCCUACAGAACAAAUCUGUGCAGUAUCAGAACGACGUGACCGAGAACACGUCCAUUGCAAUGUUUCUGGAUGCAAACAAGCUGGCCACCCAGAUCACGGAGCAGGCUGCCCAGGGCAGUGACAACUCUGAGCUACAGCUGGCAUCUGUGGUGGAAAGCGAAACGCUGGCAGCGCAGGAUAUCCUGGUCCAGACCAUUGCAGCGAAACAGAAGCGGGGCAAGCCCCAGCAGAGCUGUGCGCUGAAGGAGCACUGCAUGUCUAACAUAGCCAGUGAAAAGAAUGCUUACCAGCUGGAGAGCUCAGCAGAAGAGCUGGACCAGAAGUACUCCAAAGCCAAGCCAGUGUGCAACACCUGUGGAAAGGUCUUCUCAGAAGCGAGUAGCCUCCGUCGGCACAUGAGAAUACACAAAGGAGUGAAACCCUACGUGUGUCAGCUUUGUGGGAAAGCCUUCACCCAGUGCAAUCAGUUGAAAACACAUGUAAGGACUCACACAGGGGAGAAGCCAUACAAAUGUGAACUCUGUGACAAAGGCUUUGCUCAGAAGUGCCAGUUGGUGUUCCACAGUCGGAUGCACCAUGGAGAGGAGAAACCAUACAAGUGUGAUGUCUGCAACCUGCAGUUUGCAACGUCAAGCAAUCUGAAGAUCCAUGCCAGGAAGCACAGUGGGGAGAAGCCCUACGUGUGUGACCGGUGUGGGCAGCGCUUCGCCCAGGCCAGCACGCUCACCUACCACGUGCGCCGCCACACCGGGGAGAAGCCCUACGUCUGUGACAGCUGUGGAAAAGCCUUUGCUGUCUCCAGCUCUCUCAUCACCCAUUCCCGAAAACAUACAGGAGAGAAGCCAUAUAUCUGUGGCAUUUGUGAAAAGAGUUUUAUUUCCUCUGGAGAGCUCAAUAAACAUUUUCGGUCCCAUACAGGUGAAAGACCAUUUAUCUGUGAAAUGUGUGGAAAUUCUUACACAGAUAUAAAAAACCUUAAGAAGCACAAAACAAAAGUUCACACAGGAUCUGAGACUUCCCCUGAUUCUAAUGCACUUGAUAAUUCUUUCAAUGAACAAGAAUCCAUCCAGAAUCAGAAGAGUCCUUUAUCAGAGUCCAUAGAUGUGAAACCCUCUGAGAUGUCUUUAGCACUUCCUCUUCCCAUUGGGACUGAAGACCAUCAGAUGCUGCUUCCCGUGACGGGCAGUCAGUCUCCUUCAUCAGAAACAUUGCUAAGGUCUGCUGUGACUGGCUAUUCAGAACCUCAGUUUAUUUUCUUGCAGCAGUUGUACUGACAGUGCAGAGCCUUCAGGGUCCCUUGGUGGUGAACCUGCACAUGUUGGGUAAGACAAACAGGAUCAAGCAAGCAGUCACAAUUUUUGAACUGGACCCGUUGUUUUUGUUCCCCUGUGUGAAGCCACUUGUCAGGCAUUUCCGUUGUGCAGUGCUGUCUUUCAGGCUUUGUUGAAUUGUCCUAGUCUACAAUCAAACUUCUAUUUGCAAUUAACACUGAUUUCCAGGAGACAAUUCUUUUCCAGCAUCACCUGCCUUAAGAAUUCUCUGUUCAAUCUGUUGAUGUGUUUUGGAGAUCUCCUUCCAUGUUCCUGCUGGUCUGAUAUGUCACAGCGUCACUUGAGAACAGACAUUCGAAGCCAUACUUGAUAGUUAAUAGCAUUAACCCAGGGGUCUAAGGGGAAAAUCAGAAGUUGAAUGUAGCAACCAGUUUGUACUCCUGCAUUCCACGGUGGUAGAAUGGUGGAUGGAAGGUAGGCCGGUGCUCUGGUGAGGUGCUUGCAGUUACUGCUGUCUGCCAGAGCAGCUGCCUUCAGCUGCAAGUCUGACCACAGGGAAAGAAAGUUUUGUGCAUUUUUUUUUCCUGUGGUGUGGUAAGUCAGAGGGUUCUAAUGGCAUAGAUACUGAGGAGUAUUCUUUCCAUCAGGGCACUCUUUCUUUUGUUUUUGUUGGUUUGUUUUGUUUUUUUCAAAUGAAUCCAUCAUUGUUGCAUCCCAUCCCAGAUUCAUUUUUCACGUCCCUACAGCGGCCUGGUUUUGGCACAAACAGCAACAUUGGCACCAAGGAGAGCUGGAGCGCAUGUGUAGCAGAUGAGAUGAAAAGAUGCAUUGGCUUAAUCAAGGCACGAGUCAUGGCUUCAGAAUCCUUUCUUUUUUUUGACGGUAGUGCUGCUUCUUGUGCUAGACAAUAGGUACAAAAGAAAAACUAAAUCCUGCCUCUCACUGUGAAAACAAGAAGUGAAUGCUACACGAGUGGGCAUUAUGGAAGAGCACAACAGAGCAGGCUGAUAUUUUUCCAGGCAAGGGUUUGUCAGAGUAGGGCUGAUUGGUUUUCACUAAGUGUUUAUGUAUUGCUUUACCCCUCACCUCACUUGUCCAUAGUAGCUGCACAAACUGGUAUGUAGCAAGACACCUAUCAAGGUGUGUUCAUCACUAGCCAUGUAUGUUUUGAAAAAGCAACACUUCAGUGUCUUGGUAGGGUCCUUAGUUAAAAGACUGAGUGACAACAGGAGUACUUCUCUACUCCAUUUUGCCAGUUUGUGCCAAUAAUGUGAUAUAAGUAUUAUUUAAGUAAUCAUCCAGUAGUUCUAAUACUCUACCAACAAUGCAUUUAAAGAGAUGGUUUGUUGGUAAUUACUUGGUGCUAGCAUUUUAUUUCCACUGAUGCCUUGUGUCCGGUCACUGAUACAUAGAAGAGCACAGGCAAUACCUCUUAGCUGAUUCUGUUCUACAUGGAGUAAUAAUUAAUCUGCACCUUAAUUAAACAGACUUGUGAAAAUUUUCUUGUAGGAUUUCAUUUAAAUACUCUGCAAGAGGUCCCUUGACUCCAGAGCAUGACUGUAGAUUAUUUUUUUCUCUUCCUACAUUUGUACUUGUAACAGACCUUGUGCUUCUUUCUGUUGAUCAUCUUAGUGCGUGGCAUGUGUAAAACUCUGCUUCUUGAUGAUCUUAUUUUAUGCUCUGAUACGUGGCAGAUGUGCUGAAAAAGUCCAGCAUGGACAGCAAGAAGUAUGACUGUGUUCACCAGGAGCUUCUUACCGCAGGCAUCUCUAACUCUGUCCACGGGAGUGAAUUCUUGCCAUUCCUGCCUCACUUUUAUUUUGUUUGCUUAUCUGUACUACAGCAUUUAUGAACAGCUGAUGUUCUUCAUCAUGCUGGCAAAGGACAAUGGAUGAAGUUCUCUGGUACUUUUAUCUGUUUGAUUGGCAUUUCCCCUUUUCCUCCUCCCUUUUUUUAGCUUCUGUUGUUGAUGUAGCACCUGAAGGAUUCCUUGGCCCUGCUAAGACUGAAGAACCACAAAGAUCAGGAUCUUGACUCUGUAUAAAAAAGCAAACUCUGUGUAGCUUGUCCUAAGGUUCCUCUUUACUUUCUCUCUCUGAAAAUAGGGACAGAGAUAGGCUUAGUCAUGAAUACUGAAGAACAAUGCCAUACAACUGAUAAAUUUCAUGUUUAAACAGCUUUGGAAGAUAAACUAAUGAUAUGCUGCUGUUUUCUGAGGAGAAGUAGCUGAAGGUUAAUGUAUCCAGGGGGAAUGACCACAAGAGAGAACUAGCUCUUGAAAAAAAAUACUUUUAAAUCAAUUACAUUCCUACAUAGAAGAUGCAUUCCAUAACAGUGUUUGUUUGGACUGUUUUUAUAUUCCUAAAGCUAUAGCUUCUUACUGUAUUCUUAGAUUUCAGACUUUUUUAACAAAUACAGUGCUUAGAUUUAUACAGGAUUUGUUAAGAUACUUAUAACAGUCACACUUCCUUUAUUAGUCAUUUAGUUUUCUUUAUAGACAAGAAGAUAAUCAUUAUUUUUUACAAGACAACAAUUUUAACCUUUCUUACUAGAAUACACAGGCUUGUAGUUUGGUCUUGGAGCAAUAAUUUAGUGCCCUGCACUCUUGAGUCCCCAUCUGAGAGUCUUGAUUUUUAAUCCUCAUCUUUUGUGAAGAUAUCUCAGCUGCUGAGGUGUGAGCUCUAUGAACUGUAUUCAUUUAUUAGAAUAUAGAUUUUAAAUAUAUAAAUAUAUAUAUAUAAAAAUAUAUAAAUACUUGUAGGUGUGUUGAGGCUGGGUGCUGCAGGACCUGAAGAAGCAGGUCUGUACUGUACCUUUUGCCACUAGAUGCAUGGAAAUCAGCUGCACAUCCAAUCCUAGGCUUAAGGAUUCUGAGUUCAUUUUGGAGAGGUACAAGGUUUUUAACAGUGUUGAUCAUUUCUGUGAGGGAUUUAUGUGGGGAAGCACAGAAUCUUUUGAGGCAGACAUCUUGAGACCUACCUGCAAAAGGAAAGAGGAAAUUUCAAGAAUUCCAUUAAUUUGGAGAAAAUGGCAUGAUUUGUCACACAGCUGUUUCAGUACUGUUUCAGUCAAUUUUGCUCUUAAGCUGGUGCAAGUUUUGUCUGAAAAUCUGCACCCAGAAAUCUCGGAAUUGGCCAUUUGGAAAUAGUUACAUGAGAACAGCUCCCUGUAUGACACUUGCUUCCAAAUCUGUGCCUCACAAGGGCACAAAGCACAGCAGCUUCUGAAAGGAUGUGUUUCAAAAUCUUUUGUCAAGUACAGAUGAGCCCCCUGCCAAGGAUUUCAGGGCUGUGGUUUUGGAGAGGCUAUUGAUAAGCCUUGCAGAAUGAAAUUCAGAUAAGGACUAAUAACUGAUUUUUCGGUUAAAUUAUUUUUGAAGUAUCUUUCAUGUAUAUACUUUUUUUUUUUUUCCUGUGUUGGUUGUAUAUACCUCAACUCUCAAUUUUAUAAUCCCCUGGGAAGGGAGGGAGUUGUACAUACUUAGCCUGAAGUGGUUUAUGUUAGACUUUAAUAAAGUUGUUUUGUAAUUUUCCCUCA
Messenger RNA from Dryobates pubescens (Downy woodpecker), 5522 nucleotides. It is a transcript of the gene MYNN, whose product is annotated as myoneurin. Gene Ontology annotation, biological process: regulation of transcription by RNA polymerase II. NCBI's taxonomy places the organism in Eukaryota, Metazoa, Chordata, Aves, Piciformes, Picidae. The transcript is spliced from 8 exons. Bases 141 to 1988 code for a protein of 615 amino acids. The record is from RefSeq and is a predicted model, not a curated record. Gene Ontology annotation, molecular function: RNA polymerase II cis-regulatory region sequence-specific DNA binding; protein binding; DNA-binding transcription factor activity.